Messenger RNA from Diorhabda carinulata, 2648 nucleotides. It is a transcript of the gene mEFG1, whose product is annotated as elongation factor G, mitochondrial. The record is from RefSeq and is a predicted model, not a curated record. The transcript has 6 exons. Gene Ontology annotation, biological process: mitochondrial translational elongation. Lineage: Eukaryota; Metazoa; Arthropoda; Insecta; Coleoptera; Chrysomelidae. Gene Ontology annotation, molecular function: GTP binding; translation elongation factor activity; GTPase activity. Gene Ontology annotation, cellular component: mitochondrion. Bases 346 to 2577 code for a protein of 743 amino acids.
AGAAAAAUAUCAUCUCAAUUUAGAUGACAACUGGCACUGAUUACUAAAGGGUCGACUACAUUAAACGAUUUUACGUUCUAUCAGCUGGCUAGUUUAGUAUUAAAUAGUAAAGUUUCCCAAUGUCAUCAUGUUGGCUAGUUGAAGAGCACAUUUUAAAUAAUCCGCAAGUAAACUUAUUUCUUGUCUUCAUUAUUGUACAACUAGCUGGCUUGCUCGCAUGUAAGCUUGCCGUCAAAUUCGGUAGUGUAAUCGCUCCUUUAGUAAGUAAGGAGUAAAACUAAAUGUGACCAAAAUAAAAUUAUUUCCAACAUAAUAUUAAAUAACAGCCACAUAAAUUUCUUGAAAAUGAAUCGGAUAACACAUAGCCACGUUUUAAAAAGCAUUUCAAAAUCAAUCAAGAACAAUCAUAAAUGUAUGUGUAAGUACGCUAAAUAUGCAGAACAGAAAUCACUGGAAAGAAUUAGAAACAUAGGUAUUUCGGCUCACAUAGAUUCUGGUAAAACAACUUUAACCGAACGUAUACUUUACUAUACUGGGCGAAUUGAAACCAUGCAUGAAGUUAAAGGAAAAGAUAAUGUAGGCGCUACAAUGGACUCUAUGGAAUUAGAAAGGCAGAGAGGAAUUACGAUUCAGUCAGCUGCUACUUAUACAUUAUGGAAAGAUCAUAAUAUUAAUAUAAUAGACACUCCAGGUCAUGUUGACUUCACCGUAGAAGUAGAAAGAGCAUUAAGAGUAUUAGAUGGUGCUAUUUUAGUUUUAUGUGCAGUUGGAGGAGUACAAAGUCAAUCUUUAACUGUGAAUAGACAAAUGAAACGUUACAAUGUACCUUGUUUAGCAUUCAUUAAUAAAUUAGACCGAUUAGGGGCAAAUCCUUAUAGAGUUCUUUCUCAAAUGAGAUCAAAAAUGAAUCAUCAUGCUGCUUUUGUUCAACUUCCAAUAGGUGUGGAAUCAAAUUGUAAAGGUAUUAUUGAUUUAGUUGGUGAAAAAUCAAUCUAUUUUGAUGGACAGUUUGGAGAACAAGUUCGUUAUGAUGAAGUACCUAAAGAUAUGAGAGUUGAAAGUGAUGAAAGAAGACAUGAGUUGAUAGAACAUUUAUCCAAUUGUGAUGAUGCUUUUGGAGAACUAUAUUUAGAAGAAAAACCUUUCACACAAGAUGAUAUAAAAGCAGCCAUACGUAGAUCUUGUCUGAAAAGAACUUUUACUCCUGUUUUUGUGGGCACAGCUUUAAAAAAUAAAGGAGUACAGCCUUUGUUAGAUGGGGUUGUUGACUUUUUACCUAACCCUGGAGAAGUUGAAAAUUAUGCUCUCAAAGAAAAAGAAGGGGAAGAAUCCCAAAAAAUUUUGUUAGAUUCUUCAAGAAAUGGCAACAAACCUUUUGUUUCCUUGGCAUUCAAAUUAGAAGCAGGUCGUUUUGGACAACUAACUUACAUGAGGUGUUAUCAAGGAAAACUUCAGAAGGGUGAUAAUAUUUAUAAUGUACGAACUCAAAAGAAAGUAAGAGUUGCUCGUUUGAUACGUUUACAUUCCAACAAUAUGGAAGAUGUUAAUGAAGUUUAUGCCGGAGAUAUUUUUGCUUUGUUUGGAGUGGAUUGUGCAAGUGGAGAUACAUUUGUGACAGACCUUAAACUGAACCUUGCUCUUGAAUCUAUUUAUGUACCUGAACCUGUUGUUUCUAUGUCUAUUAAUCCAACAAAUUCCAAGGAUAGGGAUAAUUUUUCAAAAGCUAUAGCUAGGUUCACAAAGGAAGAUCCUACUUUUCACUAUUAUUAUGAUGACGACAGUAGAGAAACAAUUGUAUCUGGUAUGGGAGAAUUGCAUUUGGAAAUUUAUGCCCAGAGAAUGGAACGGGAGUACAACUGCCCUGUUACUCUGGGAAAACCAAAGGUAGCUUUUAGAGAAACUCUUAUAUUUCCCUGCGAAUUUGAUUAUUUUCAUAAGAAGCAAUCUGGUGGUCAAGGACAAUAUGCCAAAGUUAUAGGUGUACUAGAACCACUACCUCCACACAAAAAUACACUACUAGAAUUCGUUGACGAGACAGUCGGAACUAAUAUUCCUAAACAGUAUGUUCCUGGAGUUAAAAGAGGUUUCUUAUCCAUGGCUGAGAAAGGGUUGUUGGCUGGUCAGAAACUAUCUGGUUUGAAAUUUAGGCUAAUAGAUGGAGCCCAUCACAUGGUGGAUUCUAGUGAAUAUUCGUUUUUCUUAGCAGCUCAAGGAGCCAUAAGGGAUACUUUUGAUAAAGGUAAUUGGCAAAUAUUGGAGCCGAUUAUGUCAGUUGAAAUUACUGCUCCUGAAGAAUUUCAAGGAGCAGUGAUAGCUCAAAUAAACAAAAGACAUGGUAUAGUAACAAGUACCGAAGGAACUGAGGGUUGGUUUAUUCUACACGCUGAAGUUCCCUUAAAUGAUAUGUUUGGUUAUGCUGGAGAAUUAAGAUCUAGUACACAAGGAAAAGGGGAGUUCACCAUGGAGUACUGUAGGUAUUCCCCUUGUUUACCAGAAGUGCAGGAAAGUAUCAUAGCAGAAUAUCAGAACUCCAUGGGUUUGUCACCAGAGAAAGAUAAGAAGAAGAAAAAGAACUAAUGGUAGUGUGAAACUGGCAAAAAUUAUUUAUUGUAAUGUUUUGAAAAUAUAGAAGAAAUUCUAUACAAAAA